This is a messenger RNA of Sugiyamaella lignohabitans, 996 nucleotides long. RefSeq names its product osmosensor SHO1 (gene SHO1). The record is from RefSeq and is a predicted model, not a curated record. The transcript has a single exon. Gene Ontology annotation, molecular function: protein binding. NCBI's taxonomy places the organism in Eukaryota, Fungi, Ascomycota, Dipodascomycetes, Dipodascales, Trichomonascaceae. Bases 1 to 996 code for a protein of 331 amino acids.
AUGGGCAGUUACACCGAGAGAACUGAUAGCUACAUCCGCCGGUCGGCGCUAAAAAAGAGCCCUUCGUUCAACUGGUCUUAUAUCUUGAGUGACGCUUUUUUCCUCUCUACAAUAACCAUAGCGAUUAUUGGCUGGAUUAUUGCGUUUGCCGGAUCGGUAUCAGUAGACGUUAAAGGAGCCUUUCCCACUUUGACGUGGUGGGGAAUCGUAUUUGAGUUUUUUCUCAUUCUAGGAGUUAUCUACGUGGUCGGAGCAGAUGCUUUCUACUCGUACCGAUUGGCUCUGUGUGCAUUUCUAGCCACUGGUACUAUUUACACGACCAACUCGACGAACAAUUUCGUGUGGACCUCAACACCCUCAGAAGGAGCAGCAGCAGCUGGACAUAUUUUGUUGUCAAUUAUCAACAUUCUAUGGAUCUUUUACUUUGGCACAGCCGAAGACGAGCCAAUUCAUGCGUUUAUUGACUCAUUUGCACUGAACAAGGAGCUUCGAACUGCCGCGUCUAUGUCGAGACGCAGCACUAAUCCAUUCACCUCAGGCAGGGGAUUAGGGGCUCAAGAUCUCAGCGGCCGAGGCCAGGGUAUGGACAUGACCUACCGACCAGGAGACGGUUCACGAGGCAUGAGCACUGCCGGGUAUCCACAGAUGUUCACAUCAGCUCAGCUCGGAGCAUUUGAGAACUCGAGCGACCACGGGGCAGGUGGCAGCAGUGGCAACGGCAGUAACCUGCUAAUAGAAGGCAAUAAAGCCAGUUACAUGUCUCAUGGCAGCAACGGCACGGGCUUGAACUCGUCGCUACACGCGCCAGUGGAGUACCCGUACCGAGCCAAGGCCAUCUACUCGUACACAGCCAACCCCGAAGACGACAACGAGAUCUCGUUCGAAAAAGACGAGAUCCUCGAAGUCAGCGACAUCACUGGCAGAUGGUGGCAGGCCCGCCGUGCCAAUGGUGAAGUUGGUAUUUGUCCCAGUAAUUACGUUGCUUUAGAGAGCUAG